GCACAAGUGAAGCAGGUUUGAGUCCACACAGUCAGAAAACCUGAUUUUUGUGUGUAUUUCGCUUCCUGUAGUUUGUAAAGUGAAGGCGCUUGGAGCCGGCGGAUUCCUCUGCGAUGUCAGCGGCUGGUUGUAGGCGGGAUGGGAUGAGGAGAGGGGGCUUUAUGCACAGACGUUACCUCGCUCGUGUCCGUUAACCUGAAGACUACUGAAGAAGCAGUCGAGGAGCGGAGAAAGUGCUUGGUGUCAACUUUAGAGAAGCGCCUGUCUGCCGGUGGAUGUUGCGCAAUGGAGAUAAGGAAAAGACUUCGAGCCGUGCUGAUGUUAAUAUGGAUCUCUCAAGGUGACACCCACAAGGUGGAGAUCCCCCGAGGAGAGAUGGAGGUGGUGAAGGGCCAGAUGGUGGUCUUACACGCCUGGUACAGUCCCAACUCAGACAUCUCUAAAAACACUGUGGUCUGGCAUUUCACAGGAAAUGAAUCCAAGCAGGUGAUAAACUUCAGCUCAGGUGAGGUCGGGUACAGCCAGAAUGAGUUCACCAAAAGAGUGGGCUUCAGUAUGGCCAUGCCCUCGGCCAACAUCUCCAUCUACAUCAACAACACCCAGGAGUCGGACACUGGACGCUACUUCUGCAGUGUCAUCGUUCCUAAAGGUCUUAGCAUUUCAGGAGAGAUGAGCCUUAAUGUCAAAGUCCCUCCGUCUCCACCAGUAUGCACUAUGACAGGGAGUCCAGUGGUGGAGGGCAACGUGACUCUGAGCUGUCAGUCCGCUUAUGGAAAACCAGUCCCCCAGUACAAGUGGACCAAGGCUGCACCAGUGUCCGAGGUCUUUUUCUCCCCCAUGCAGAAUGAGAGACACGGCACCCUCAGGCUCAGCAACCUCACUAAAAGCAUGUCAGGGAAGUACAUCUGCAGAGCCAGCAACACGGCGGGCUCCGACAGCUGCUCCAUUAACCUGGAGGUCAUCACCUCUUCUAAUGCAGGCGUAGUUGCAGCGGCUACUCUAGGGUCCAUAGUGGGACUGGUGGCCAUGGUGCUUUUCCUUAUAUUCAUCCUGAGGAGGAAGCGGGACUCUGAGGAGGAGAUAGCCAAUGAGAUCAAGGAGGAUGCUCAGGCGCCGAAGCGAGUUUCAUGGGCCAAGAGCAACACUGGCUCCGACACUGUAUCCAAGAAUGGCACGCUUUCCUCCAUAGCAACCAGUCCUCGACCCCGAGACCCCCACGCUCCAAACUUCCACUACCCAUACUCCCCCAUGUCGGCCUCAGACGCCAGCUCAGUGAUCAACGCAUACCAGCUACGGCCCGGGGAAGGCAACACGCUGCAGGGACUUCCUGGUUACAACCUCGGGGGAACGCCAAUGCAGAAGCUAAAGCGACCAUCAACAACAAAUGGGGCCCCUCCACAGAUGCUGAGGGGCCCUGCGGUUGCUGUCCCCAACAGGACUGAAGGCGCUCAGCCUCAGGUGCCACCGCCACUCACUGCUGUGUCCCCACAGGUCCGCUCUUCCACCCUGACACGCAUGGGGGCCGUGGCUGUCAUGGUUCCCGCCCAGAGUCAAGCUGGCUCUCUGGUGUAGCCGGGGGGAGAGAGACAAAAAAGGACCAUGUGGGUGUGGCACGCCUUGAAAUGGGAAAAAAGCACUUUUCUCCAUAAAGACCUGAGAUGACAGUUUCACGGGUGGUUUGUGCGACAUUUGCACAAACUCUCCCUUCUUUUAUUUUGAUUUUUUUUUGUAUGCUGCGCUCUGGCUCACUAAAGAGAAAUAUAUUUUUAUUUACACACCUGUACAGAGGUCUUAAAAUGAUACCCCUUUGUCAUUUAGGUGGGAAACAUUUAAAAUAAUGCCAAUUAUUUUUAAGAAUAACCUAAUUUUAACCCAGUGUGACUGAAGAAACCACACUGAACAUUUAAGUUUGGGCAAAGUUAUGCAGUUUAUCCAAAAUAUAAAGUUUUGGCUACAUUUGUAUAAUAAAGGAAGUUUAUACUUUUCUUUCUGUUUCACUGUUCCUGGCUGCUGUUAAAGGGUCGCUUUUCAGUCACUUCUCUCAGGCUAACUGCACUAGUUCAAACAGACCCAGCAAAGUCACAAAUCAGGUAUUUACCUUAAAAAUGUCUCACUUUUAUUUAACCAACUUUGAUUUUUGCUCAUAUAAGGUUUGUUUUUUAUCUAACCUGCUGUGUUUCUGUCAGUAUGGUUUCAGAAGAUGGUUGUGUACUGAGAGCACAUACUCUGAGUAUUUUUGCCUGUUAUGGUAGUUGGAAUGUAACCAAAUAGUGAGUACAACAUUGUUGAAGUUGAUGGUUUCUGACUCUUUUGUUCAAAAGUGCUUGGUAUGACCGAAUAUACAGUACAUACUGUGAAUGCACAAGGCUGUCAGUUGAGGAAGGAUAUCACUGAUGGCCUUGUUUGUGUGGAGGAAAACUUUGCAGAUUGCUUUGGAAGAGAUGUUUUAAUGAUGUAAUGCUUAAUGUAGCACUUUUAUGCA
Molecule: messenger RNA, 2482 nt
Organism: Cheilinus undulatus (humphead wrasse)
Lineage: Eukaryota; Metazoa; Chordata; Actinopteri; Labriformes; Labridae
Gene: esamb
Product: endothelial cell adhesion molecule b
Exons: 7
Coding region: 286-1572 (428 amino acids)
Biological process (GO): homophilic cell-cell adhesion
Cellular component (GO): adherens junction; plasma membrane
Molecular function (GO): cell-cell adhesion mediator activity
Source: RefSeq, a predicted model, not a curated record